This is a messenger RNA of Symbiodinium pilosum, 1275 nucleotides long. The record is from the annotation of a GenBank genome assembly. Lineage: Eukaryota; Dinophyceae; Suessiales; Symbiodiniaceae.
AUGCGGCCACCCGGCAGCGGCGCAUCCGCAGAGAAGGUGUCCACCUUCCGCCGUCACUUGCACAGGACACUGGAGAAGGGCGAAACCGUGGAAUUAUCAGCCUGGGGCCCUGUCGCCUGCCGCAACACGUUACAAGCUUUCGCGACAUGUCCAAAAGCUGUUGAGUUCCAAUUAGAUUGGAUGACAAAAGAGUCUGAGAAGGAACGCUGCCUUCAUUUCAUUGCGAAGAGCUUCUUGCCGUGGGAAGAGUAUCUACAAACCCGCAUCAUGAACACAAAGUCCAUACCAGUAAAAGCAGAGACCCGAGCGCCGGCGUUGGCUCGUUCAAUUUGCAGCGUGCUGGAGUCAGCCCCACCAGAAUCACAGGCCGUGCGGGUCUAUGCAUCAUUGGAGGAUGAGGCGGCGGUGGCUGUUCUUGCCAAAGGUUUGGCAUCUGCACCGGGCCUGCAUCCGUUCAAGGGAUUGAAGUGCAUUUGCAACAUCGUGACGCCCAUGGAGCAUCCUGUCAGCAGGCUUUUCACGUAUGUGACGUUCAGGGAUGAAGUAGCUGUUCCGAAGGUAUCCUACAAAGAGUUCCAGGUCUAUCCGUCCGGCAACAAUGAUGAGGAAGCCAAGCGUCGCUUCAUGGCUUCCGUGCAAGAUCGUUUACACAUGGGCUACGAAGUGAAGAUGAGCUGCCGAGCGGCUGCGGAUGUGAUGCAGGCCAUUCGAUCCUUUUGCUUGCUGAAAGGGCAUGUAGCAGAGUUUCGUGUUUCCUGGACUUCCUUGAAUCCAGUGGCUAAUGACCAGCAAACGUCUAAAUCUUCAUCUUCUGCUCGAGCUCUGUGGGUUCAGGCGGUCCGAGGGCCAAGCUGGGAGGACUUCAACUCCAUCGAUUUCAGCAACUCCCGCCUGCUGAAAGCAACUGCGACGACACCUGUUGGCAAGCUGGCAUACGCCACGAUUGCGGAGGUUAGGCUUCAUGGGGCCGUGUCGAUUCAUUGCUUCUCAGACAAUCCUGACAACGUGAACGCAGUCAUGAAAGCAUUGGCUACCGUUUCCAGCAUCAGCGGAAAACGGUUCCGCUGCUUUCCGAGCUUUGGGCGCACCGCGCCUGUGGGCGACCCAGUUCUCAGAGUUUACGUGCUGCGCCAUCACGGAAGCAUAGAAUCUGCCGGCGACCGGAACAAAAACAAAAGUGAUGUGCCUUUGCCAAAGAGCAAGGUUCAGAAGCAGGCCCGUGGUUGCAGCGAGCUAUUUGAAACAGCUCAGCAGCUUGCACGUGAUGAUCGGUGA